AUGGCGAAGAAAGGUCCGCCAUAUGAGAAUGACCCGGAGUGUAAGUAUGUUGUGAUCGAAGAUCCUUUCCCGGGGCACAGGACUGGCAAGGCGCGGGACACGAUGUACUGGGAGUGGCUCAGUAGCUGGGUGUACUACAUGACUGGCAAGAAGACAAACCCAACGGCAAUCCACUACAUGCAUACGAGAGACGAGGUCGUCGUACAACUGCCCGAGGAAGCUGACAUAUACCCCAUUCUCGGUGUCCAUGUCUGGCGUGAGGUGCUCAGCUGGGGAGGCGCAAAGGACCGGGAUCGCGUCUCAUACGUUUUCGAGUUCAACUACCGCAAACAAGGGCAUCCAGAAGAGCCCUGGACUACAGGUGGCGAACAGGACCCUACCAGGUUCCCGGUUAAAUACCCGUAUCCCCGCCCGCAUUGGGCGAUCGUUCACGGAAGGAAUUGCGCAGACUUGGCACUACCGUUGCCCAAGACCCGGGCGCGCACACCAACUCCUCCACCCCCGGAACCGAGCGCGUUCGAGCCAUAUGAGGCCCCUCCGCACCUCGCACAUGUUCGGAAUGCCCAACUGGACGAAGAUAUACAUCCUCCCGAAGAACAGAGACACCGGGAAGAACAGCAUGUGGAGCCGACGACAGGGGUAUCAUUGCUGGGCCAACUCUCUGUCGACAAGCGAGACCCGUACGAGGAAGAGGACGCAGCGCUGCAACUCGUUAAGCAAGAGCCCUCGGAUGUUCCCAUUUCCGUGAAGCCAGAACCUUCUGAAGUAGUAUUGAAGCAAGAACACAAUGACACUCAAGAGCCCCAGCCCUCGGAGGCUUUCCUUGCAGCCUUCACCCGCCUCAGUGAGCGCACACGGGCGGGCCAAGAGCCGAUUGCAAAGCGCGAGCCAUCGCCGGCUCCAGAACCACAGCCCUCUCAGGCAUUCUUAGCUGCGUUUGAGAGGCUCGAGCGCCAGCGAGCCCAAGGCCUCUCCGUCGUCCCUGGAGCACCGGGAGGGAGGGAUCCAAUCCAUAUUCAAACGCAAUUUACCCCGACCCCGGAACGCGCACGCUCCGAGACUGCAGCUACAAUCCCAUCAUCGCCUGAGCGUGCUCGCUCGGAGACAUGGACACCGGGACUCGGUGCUCGCGUCAAGCCUGAGCCUCAGGAGGACGCGCUACCACCGCCACCCCCGAGUGAAGCUUGCAACCGCAGUCGCGACCCGCGGCUCACUCCAGGGAAUUCGCGAGUGAAACCGCAAGAGCCGAGGCUGCCUCCGCCCACGCGCCCUACGGGGCAUGGUGCCAUCCGUGUCAAGCCAGAGCCGCAAGAUUCCGCCAUGCCUCCACCAGCGCAUGGAAACCCGUCGGACGAUGUGCAAAUUCAGGACCCGAGGCAGCGAGGCAAGCGUCAGUGA
Molecule: messenger RNA, 1398 nt
Organism: Fomitopsis serialis
Lineage: Eukaryota; Fungi; Basidiomycota; Agaricomycetes; Polyporales; Fomitopsidaceae
Exons: 12
Coding region: 1-1398 (465 amino acids)
Source: RefSeq, a predicted model, not a curated record